UUCUCGCCCUUCCUAAACCGUGCACAGCCUGAAGCAUUGAGGACACCAUCACCUCAACUGGAAUAGUUUUGGUUUUUGCCCAGACGCACCAAGUUGCAGCUGCAGAGGCGCACUUUUCUCCGUGGCUCCUCUCUCUUUUGCGCUCGCAAUCCGAAAUGGAAGAUGGUCCGUCUUCAACAAGCUGUUUCAGAAGGUUAACGGACUGUUUCCUGGGUGCAAGCUUGACAGAUGAGAAAGUGAAGGCCUACCUCUCGCUGCACCCGCAGAUGCUGGACGACUUUGUGCUGGAGAGUGUGAGUGCAGAGACGUUGGACAGAUGGCUGAAGAGGAAGACCGGCAGCAGGCCUGCAGAUGACACAUCAGCUAAAGACGUCAGCAGGUACCAGGACACAAAUAUGCAGGGUGUGGUGUACGAACUCAACAGCUACAUGGAGCAGCGCCUGGACACUGGAGGAGACAACAAACUCCUGCUCUAUGAGUGCAACAUCAUCAAAACAGCAACAAAAGCUGAUGGAUUUGCACUUUACUUCUUGGGAGAAUGCAACAAUAGUUUAUGUUUGUUCACUCCUACGGGGGCCAAGGAUGGCCCUCCAAGCCUCAUCCCCUCCGGCCCCAUCGCAUUUGGGACAACCAUUGCCGCUCAUGUUGCCAAGACUCGCAAAACACUGCUAGUAGAGGACAUCAUGGGGGACGAGCGCUUCCCCGACGGCACAGGGCAGGACUCAGGGAUCCAUGUUCACUCUGUCCUGUGCCUCCCCAUUCUCACUGCCAUCGGGGACCUCAUUGCCAUCUUGGAGCUGCACCGGCACUGGGGCAAGGAGCCCUUCAACCUCAGUCACCAGGAGGUUGCAACAGCUAAUUUAGCAUGGGCAUCAGUUGCUAUUCAUCAAGUACAGGUGUGCAGAGGCCUCGCCAAACAGACUGAGCUCAAUGACUUCCUACUAGAUGUGUCAAAAACAUACUUUGAUAACAUUGUGGCAAUAGAUUCUCUACUUGAACAUAUUAUGAUAUAUGCAAAAAACCUGGUGAAUGCGGAUAGGUGUGCACUCUUCCAGGUAGAUCACAACAACAAAGAACUGUACUCUGACCUGUUCGAUAUUGGGGAAGAGAAAGAAGGCAAACCUGUCUUUAGGAAAACCAAAGAAAUUAGGUUUUCUAUAGACAAGGGAAUAGCUGGCCAAGUGGCUCGGACAGGGGAAGUCUUAAAUAUCCCAGAUGCCUAUGCAGACCCACGGUUCAACCGAGAGGUGGACCUCAAAACCGGCUACACCACGCGGAACCUCCUGUGCAUGCCCAUCGUUAGCAGGGGGAGCGUUAUAGGUGUGGUGCAGAUGGUAAACAAGCUAAGCGGAAGUGCCUUCACUAAAACAGAUGAGAACAACUUUAAGAUGUUUGCUGUCUUUUGUGCUCUGGCCUUACACUGUGCAAAUAUGUACCACCGGAUCCGGCACUCUGAAUGCAUUUACAGAGUGACGAUGGAAAAGCUGUCUUAUCACAGCAUCUGCACGUCAGAAGAAUGGAAGACCCUUACCCAGCUCAACCUCCCUGCACCCAUUUAUAAAGAGAUCGAAACGUUCCACUUUGACAUCAACCCCUUUGAGGAGAUCUGGCCUGCUGUCUUUAUCUACAUGGUUCAUAACUCCUGUGGAAAGACCAGCUUUGAGCUGGAGAAGCUGUGCCGGUUCACCAUGUCUGUACGGAAGAACUACCGGCGUGUGCCCUACCACAACUGGAAACACGCAGUGACGGUGGCACACUGUAUGUAUGCCAUCUUGCAGAAAACCACUGGGAUGUUCACAGAGUUAGAGAAGAAGGGUCUGUUGAUAGCCUGCCUGUGCCAUGAUCUGGACCAUCGGGGGUACAGCAACACAUACCUGCAGAAGUUUGACCAUCCGCUGGCGGCUCUGUACUCCACCUCAACCAUGGAACAACACCACUUCUCCCAGACUGUCUCCAUCCUGCAGCUGGAAGGGCACAAUAUUUUCUCCAACCUGAAUUCCAGCGAGUACGAGCAGGUGUUGGAGAUCAUCCGGAAGGCCAUCAUUGCCACGGACCUCGCCCUGUACUUCAACAACCACCAGCAGCUGACGGAGCUGCUGACCUCACGUGCACUGGACUUGAACAACCACACACACAGGGACCGUGUGAUUGGUCUGAUGAUGACAGCAUGUGACCUGUGUUCUGUUACCAAGAAAUGGCAAAUCACACGACUCACAGCCAACGACAUCUAUGCUGAGUUCUGGGCUGAGGGAGAUGAGAUGAAGAAGAUUGGAAUUCAGCCGAUCCCUAUGAUGGAUAGAGACAAGAAGGACGAGGUUCCCCAAGGCCAAGUGGGAUUCUACAAUGCUGUUGCGAUUCCAUGUUACACGACACUAUCAGAACUUUUCCCUCCAUCCAGUCCUCUUCUAAAAGCCUGCAAGGAGAACCUGAGCCAGUGGGAGAAGAUAUCGCGGGGAGAGGCGGAGGACAUAGUGCCAAGCCGGCCUUCUGAUUCAGGCCCUGUCAAGGUGGACAACUGACUACCAAAGGGGUUGCUGGCCCACCAAAGGAAUACAACCGGAACCCUGCCACGGACCUGGAACUAUGUAAGGGGAAGAACCCACAUCCUGUGUUAGCAGGAGACGGAUCAGCUAAAGGCGACUUGACUUUGAAAACACACAGUUACCUCAUUGGGUGACGGAGGUGUCAACACUGACGGUUUCACCGAUCCCAGAGACUGACAAACAGCCGAUGGGGAGGGACUUCUACCCAUCACCCUACAUCCACUCAGCUUGGGAAUUAAUUUGGUAAAAUGGACUUGUGCCGUUUUGGUUGUUUUAUGCUAUUAUGUGAUAUUUUUUUUUUUUCAUUUGAGCUGAUUCUUUUAUGGUCUUGUAUUUGCAGAGGCCUUACUCUGAACCUUUCACAGGCUAGAAUAUGUGAAAUCUUGUUGUCGGUUCAGGCUUUUAUGAAUUGGUACUGUUUGCCUUCUGCGGUAGGUUUAUCGUACGUGCACUACUUCAGCAAGGUAUUCCCAGAGACAGAAGGAAUGUGUAGAGCAGAUUACUUACUGAGAAGGUGGAUGUCAGAAUGUGUUUAUAUCACUUUUUGAGCAAAAAUCCUUUGCUGUACUUGAAGAGAGACAUACAGCCUAUUCUACAUGGAGAUGGCAGAAAUCCCCCCCGCAGCAUAUUCAUCAAAACGAUGAACUGUGACGAGAGGAGUUAGAUAAUGUCGACACUUGUGAACACAGUCACGAGAGAGUCACAAUGUUUCUCCCUGAAGUGCCCCCCACCCCAGCCCCCACAUGACUUAUAGUAAGACAAGACUGCAUACCAUUGGAUUUCCACUCUCAUAACAUUUUUACACGCCUCUAUCACAUCAUAAAUUAUUUGACACUACAAUCUGGUCCCUACUCAUUAAUCAGCAAUCACUUCUACGACCAUGAAUAAAACACAAGUAAAAUGAGGAUACUGCACAAGUUGCCUAAGUGUCUCAGCGGAUUAUAAAGAUUUGUUUGUUUGCAGUGGCACAACAAACUUUUUACAUGUUAACCACCUUAUGUAAUGUCCACACAGUUCCCUGAUUUAUAACACAAGGUCAAAGCAUGAUGAAUUAUUAAGGUAUAAAUUAAAUAAAAGGAUGGGAUUAGUUUUAGCUCUUUCGUGAGCCCAUACAGUCUCUUUGUCUUUUCAGGUUCAAAGCAUUAUUGUGAAACAUUUAUGACACUGAACGCUGCUGAUGCCAGGCACAGCAGCACAAGAGACGUCUCAAUGGUCAGCUUCGUCUUAUCCCAUAAUGUCAAACCUGUUAAGCUAAAGUGCAUCACCUGUCUAUCUCUGGGAUUGCAAAUGUUGGCUGACUUUUUGCAGGUGUGAAACAAGAAGCUCCCCUCAUAUCCACAACCUGUUGAAGGAAAUAAACCAUCCUCCUUAUGCUGACUCUCUCACAUCAUGCAAGGGGGGUACAUUUGGACUCUUCUCAAUGAGUUUCCGAGAUCUUCCAAAAGACAAUAGUUUUGUCUGAAACUGUCAUUCCAGUGGACGUCGUCCCUCCAAGACUGAAAUUACCGCUCAAAUAAUUAGUUUUAUGACUGGUACUGUGGCCCCCAAUGGUGUGAAUGUACAUUUUGAUGAAUGUUUUGUUGAUUGCAGAUGCUCAGUGGUGGCGUGAUGUGCUCUGUCUUACUUUUCAGAAUUGCUUCCAGUAAGCUUCAACCAAGAGCAACAGUUAGCAUGCACAUAAACUGAAGUUUAUGUAUAGUUUUUGCAUAUACAGUAAUAGAUGUAUACUGUGUACAAUCUAGGAAUUAUUUUGUACAGAAUGAUGUAUGCUCUGAUGGUGCUAAACUGAAUGGCAGUCGUGCACUUUCUUACUGGGUGUGUAUAUUGUGUGCGUGUGUGUGCAUGCGUGUGCGUUAAAGAGAGAGAGCUUUUGACUGCCCACCCCCCCCAACUCCAUGACACUGCACUGUCCCUUCUAGUUUUCAGCACCAGUUAUAUCCCAUUGUCUGCACUAUGUUUAGCAUAUGAUCUUUAUCAUUAUUAUUGAUGAUUAUUAUUAUUGCUAUUAUUACUAUUGUUAUUUUCUUAAUUAGAGUUAAAUUUAAAUUAACUUAUAUUUUUUAUACAAAGAAAAAUAAUGUUGGCCUUUUUGUUUUGUACAAAGUAAAUAUUAAGAUAAACAAAACGGUCUAGACAUGUUACUGUUACCCAGAAUAAUUGCGGAAUGUCUCAACUGUAAAUGUAAGAGCAGUAGCCCAAAUGACUUUUAUUAAAUACCUGAAAAACA
Messenger RNA from Micropterus dolomieu (smallmouth bass), 4770 nucleotides. RefSeq names its product phosphodiesterase 10A (gene pde10a). Lineage: Eukaryota; Metazoa; Chordata; Actinopteri; Centrarchiformes; Centrarchidae. The record is from RefSeq and is a predicted model, not a curated record. Gene Ontology annotation, biological process: negative regulation of receptor guanylyl cyclase signaling pathway; signal transduction. Gene Ontology annotation, molecular function: protein binding; 3',5'-cGMP-stimulated cyclic-nucleotide phosphodiesterase activity.